GAGCUUACUCAAACUAAAAUUCGAAGAGCGGAGAGAGAGCAAAACGCCGUCGUGUAAGAUGAGGAGACACCGAUGCGUCAUCGACACCGAGAGCAGCGAAAGCGGAUCCGAUUCCGAUUCCGACACGGCGAUGCGCUGUAUCUCUUGUCGGGAAGAGUACGUUCCUCGAGAUGCAGGCACCUGCAAGGAAUGCUACGUCGAAGCCGGCGAGACUGAGGAAGAGCUUAAACGCGAGAUAGACGACCUCAAGGCCAAAAUUUCCUUCCUUCGGUUAUCGUCUUCUCUCGAUCACGGCAGCAACUCCAAGUCAUUCACUGACGUUGUUCUCAUCGCCUCCGACAACGCCGCCGCUUCACCUCCUAUUCCUGCUCAUAAAGCCGUUCUGGUGAGUCGUUCACCAGUCUUCAAAGCAAUGCUUGAAAACGAGAUGGAAGAGAGUCGCAGCGGCACAAUCAAGAUCACCGAUGUAUCUUAUGACACUCUUCGAACUUUCGUCUAUUAUCUCUACACAGCUGAAGCAUGUCUUGAUGAGCAAAUGGCAUGUGAUCUCUUGGUUAUGUCAGAGAAAUACCAAGUGAAACAUCUCAAGAGUUACUGUGAGAAGUUUCUGGUAACCAAACUCAAUCUGGACAACUCUCUCAUGACAUAUGCCUUUGCCCACCAACACAACGCGAAACAUGUGCUCGAUGCUGCGUUGUCGCAGAUUACAGAAAAUAUGGAUAAAGUCACUAAAAGAGAGGAAUACAUAGAGCUCGUGGAAAAGGAUCCCCGUCUUAUUGUUGAAAUCUAUGAAGCCUAUCUCUCAAAGCAGGUUAACACGGCAGCCGGGAGAACUAGCACGAGCAAAACUGGUUGAAGAAAGUCUAUUAUUGUACGGGUGACCUAAGCGAGUGGUAAUUUCUGGUUUCCCUUAUGUUGCAGGGUCGCAAUGUGUAGGUGUUUUUUUUUUUUUAUCUUCGAAUCGUGGCCUAAUGGAAAAACAGUGGUUAUACUCGUCAACGGUGCUUGGUGGUUCAUGCGUGAUCUUGUCAAUGUUCUUUGUGUAGCAGCCGGCCCAAAAUGGUAUUUCAUAGUAGUCUGUGUAGCUGGUGACUGUUUCUCGUGUUCCACUAUCUACAGUCUAUUGACAACAGAACUCGAAUCCUUUCUCUCUUUUUUUUUCUUUUUUUUAAGCGAUAUGUUCUUGGAUACAGCAUCUCAAUCUCCUCUGGUUUGCUGUUUGAUCCAGAACUAUGUAAAGAGUAUAACCGAAACUUCAAAAUUUGGGCAUCCCAUUACUGAAUUGUUGGCGCACAAUG
Molecule: messenger RNA, 1298 nt
Organism: Eutrema salsugineum
Lineage: Eukaryota; Viridiplantae; Streptophyta; Magnoliopsida; Brassicales; Brassicaceae
Product: BTB/POZ domain-containing protein At4g08455
Exons: 2
Coding region: 59-856 (265 amino acids)
Biological process (GO): regulation of proteolysis; proteasome-mediated ubiquitin-dependent protein catabolic process
Cellular component (GO): cytoplasm
Molecular function (GO): ubiquitin protein ligase binding
Source: RefSeq, a predicted model, not a curated record